This is a messenger RNA of Trifolium pratense (red clover), 1125 nucleotides long. Its product is annotated as homeobox-leucine zipper protein HAT22-like. The transcript has 3 exons. NCBI's taxonomy places the organism in Eukaryota, Viridiplantae, Streptophyta, Magnoliopsida, Fabales, Fabaceae. Gene Ontology annotation, biological process: regulation of DNA-templated transcription. Bases 13 to 951 code for a protein of 312 amino acids. Gene Ontology annotation, molecular function: DNA-binding transcription factor activity, RNA polymerase II-specific; sequence-specific DNA binding. The record is from RefSeq and is a predicted model, not a curated record.
CUCACCCACCCAAUGCCCCCACAGAAAAGUCUUGUACUCAUUCUCCACCUCCCCCCUCUCUUUAAAACCAUACCUUAUAUCCAUUUUUUCAUACAAAACAUUUCAACCUUAAAACACCUCCUUCAUAGUUAUUUUUUUUUUCUCAAUUAUCAAAUGGGGUUUAAUGAUCAAAAUUCCCUUCAUCUUGUUCUAGGCUUAUCUUUGAAUACUUCUACUACUCCAAAACAAAUAACCACCACCACCACCACCACCACCACCACCACCGUAAAGAAUCCCUAUUCCUCCACCGAGCCAUCCUUAACGUUAGGACUCUCCCCAGAGAGUCCUAACAUCCAUAGAAUUAACCAAACUUCUUCACCUCAUAGUGUUGUUGUUUCAUCUUUCUCAAAUGGGAGAGUCUUGCAAGUGAAGAGAGAAAGAGAGGAAGAAGAAGAUCAAGAGGUAGAAGAAGAGAGAGUUUCUUCAAGAGUUAGUGAUGAAGAUGAAGAUGCUACUAAUGCUAGAAAGAAACUUAGGCUUACCAAAGAACAAUCUUUACUUUUGGAAGAAAGCUUCAAAUUGCAAAGCACUCUUAAUCCGAAAGAAAAACAAGCUUUAGCAAAGCAGUUGAAUCUAAGGCCUCGACAAGUUGAAGUGUGGUUCCAGAAUCGGAGAGCAAGAACAAAGCUGAAACAAACGGAGGUUGAUUGCGAAUUUUUGAAGAAAUGUUGUGAAACGUUAACGGACGAAAAUAGGAGAUUAAAGAAAGAGUUACAAGAGCUGAAAUCAUUGAAGCAAGCACAACCUUUAUACAUGCCCAUGCCUGCAGCUACACUCUCCAUGUGCCCCUCUUGCGACCGGCUCGGCCGCGUCGCGGAUGGUGGCGGUUCGAAUAAGAAGAUCACUGCCUUCACCAUGGCUCCCAAUACUCACUUCUAUAAUCCUUUCAAUAAUCCUUCCGCAGCUUGUUAAAGAAAUUAAAUACAUGUAGUAUUUUCUCCCUACAAUCAUUGUAUUUUUUUGGUUGAGGGAUUGAUACGUCUAGCUAAUUAAGCUAGGGAAACGUACGUACGUUGUAAUUAGUUAAUUAGCUAUAUAAUACUGUAGAAAAUUAUAGUAACUGCUAAUGAUAAUUACUUUUUUGCA